AUGUGCGAUGAUGACUUCUGUUUGUACUUCUCUUCACUUCACUUCUAUUUCAAACUAUUGCUUAUAUGUCGUAUUAUUCAUAGUUAUGUACAGCUAUUCAUUUGUCUUCGUGCCUUAUACUUUUCUCUGGCCCGUCACAUUGUGCUGCAUGCUGUAGUGACGAGAACACCGGGACUGAAAUGCGGCGGUCGACAUUUCGCCUGUAUUAGCGAACCCUUCCAGCGCAUUCCUCUGGCCUACCGUUGCGACGGAGAUGGAGACUGCACGGGUCGUGAGGACGAGGCAGAUUGUGGUAUGUAA
Molecule: messenger RNA, 300 nt
Organism: Protopolystoma xenopodis
Lineage: Eukaryota; Metazoa; Platyhelminthes; Monogenea; Polystomatidea; Polystomatidae
Source: the annotation of a GenBank genome assembly